Micropterus salmoides (largemouth bass) is the source of this 2808-nucleotide messenger RNA. RefSeq names its product coiled-coil domain containing 125 (gene ccdc125). Gene Ontology annotation, biological process: negative regulation of Rho protein signal transduction; negative regulation of cell motility. The transcript has 12 exons. Gene Ontology annotation, cellular component: cytoplasm. The record is from RefSeq and is a predicted model, not a curated record. The coding region runs from base 512 to 2059 and encodes 515 amino acids. NCBI's taxonomy places the organism in Eukaryota, Metazoa, Chordata, Actinopteri, Centrarchiformes, Centrarchidae.
UGCCUGCUGCUGGAGCUCACUAACUACUUCAACGUAAAUUCAGAAGAAGAAAAGAAUAAUAUAAAAUAUAAAUAAGCGAUACUCAUUUUGACCGGAAAUUGUAUGUUAUUGCUAAAAACUUACGCGUUUUAAAUAACACAUUUGCUGUUAGGUUAAAAGUGAGAACAUGUAAGGUCGUUGCAGUUUUUUUGAUGGGGAAAAAAAGAGUUUGUUUUUUUACGGUAGUAAAUAGUUCCAUCGUCGCGCUUAGUUUUUGUAUUAAAAAGAUUUAUUUUGAAGGUAAUAACCGGAAGCAGCUCGUAGUAGCGCCUUGCAGGUGUCAGACAACGGCAGGUGGAGGGAGGAGUCACCUGGCAGUGUAUGGAAGCGGCACGGAACCGGUUCGAGUGUCGGACGUGUACGGAACCCCGAGACAGCAGCUAUAAACUCUGUGUGGGAGUGUGAGAGUGUGUGUGAGAGAGAGACUGUACGCACCGAGGACUGCAUCUGUGACGUUGCUUCAGAGUUACAGAUGCAGGAGGUCAGUGCGGCCUGCAGCCUGGAUGAUGACAUGGUGGAUGGAGAUCUGGGUGACGGAAUGGGAGUCAGAGCAGCACCGAGCUGUACGAGGAAGAAAAGCCCAAGCUUCGCUGGCAUCACAGAGACCCCGCUGCCCAGAGCAGAGAUGCGCAGCAGCCAGGCAGGAGAGGCAGCCUGGAUCCCUGGACUGAAGACGGCAGAGACGCAGCAGAGAGCCCGCUGGAAGCUGCCAUGUUCUGCAGACUCUCUGGUUGACCUGUCCAAAGAUGAGCUGAAAGACAGACUACAGGAAGCAACUGAGGUUAUAGACGUGUUGUGCUGUGAACUGGAUGUGGCACAUCGUUAUCUUGAAGGCAAAUAUGAAGCUCUGAAAAUCUUACAGGGGAAGGCCAUUCUCGACAAAGCCACGACUCACACUAAAAGUCUGCUGCAGAAAAGUGAGGAGAGGGCCAAGGCUCUGGAGAAGGAGGUGAACAGCUUGCAGUGGGAAAUCAGCCUCAGCCAGGUCCAGAUGAAGAAGUCUCAGCAGGCGUGGGAGGAGAAAUACAACCGAAUUUUGAGUGAGAACAAGACUCUGACUGACAACCUGGAGGAAAGAGAGCGUGACAUCCAGCAGCUCCGAGCAGAAAACUCUGCUCUAAGUCGGCAGUGCUUGGAGCUUCUCUCCAUGUUGAAUGUAAAGGAGCAGAGAGCUUACCAAGGAACCAAACCUCAAUACAGCCCAGAGAGGGAUGCAAGUGUUCUGGAGCUGGCAGUGUUAGGGGCCUGCCGGUGUCUUGGUGUUGCUGAGGCUUGUUCAUGCAGUCAGACUGCUGCUGCCAGCAGGAAGCAGCUUAUCCAGCUACAACAGGAGCUGGAUGCUCAGCGUUUGAGGAGAGAGGAGGCGGUGAUGGUUGCAGAUGCUUUUCGCAUCGCCUUUGAACAACAGCUGAGGAAACGAAACGAGCACUUCCUGCUGUUGGCUGAGGCCAACAUCCUGAAAUCUCAUCACUGCAAGGCUGAAGGUGCUAACAGGAGUCCUCUUAUCAGUGUAAGCCAGAGGUUGAGAGGAUUACUGCCUUCUAGUUUGGAGGUAAAGAUGCCUGAUGAUCUUUUAGAGACUCUCUACAGGCUGCUGGACUUGCUGAAUGACAAGGACGAAGCCCUGGCCCACCAGAGGAAGGUGAGCAUCAUGUUAGCCCACAGUGCCGAGGAGCUGCAGAGACAGUUGCAUCUAGAUUCAUAUAGCCGGCCAACAGAGUUCAGGAUCCCAUCAAACCAACCACAAGACUCAUCGGGGAACCAGAGCCAGUCUCAGCAAACAUCUGAUACAUCAGAGUCUAAAAUACAACCACAAGUCUCAUCAGAGUCCAACAUCCAAACACAGCAACAGCUAGAACUGCCAGAUUCCCAGCUUCAGCCAGGACAACCACCACUUCUGUCAGAGUCUAGGACUGAACCACAGGAGCUGUCAGACCCAUCAAAGACCAAGAUCCAGCCACUGUCUAACCACAAGUGCCAUAUAUCUGAAAUUCAACAAUUAGACCAGUCAGAGUCCUGACCCAGCAACAGGAUCCCCUUUCCUCAGGCACAAGACACAGCAGUCAGGAUUCGAUUCUUAAAAAACAUAGGAAGAUGUGGAUGUAGCAUCUGUGAUGUCCCACAGUGGUAUGAAGGAAUGGUAUGAAAGUGUCUCAUAAGGCAGAGUGCCCACUGCUGUCCCAGAAGCUACUGAAGACAGAACACCCAAUGUGGUCCUCAGAGAGGAAUGCAUUCCGGGAUCUUUACAUGUUGAACAUAUUGUGUUAUCACAAGCAACUUCUCUAAUAAUGAAGCCAGUUAAUAUCUGUAUCCUGCUAGGAAGCUGAUAAGAUCUCCCAACUUUGUUUUUGAUAAACUAAAUAUGUUCAGUUUUGAUGAUUUCCUGAAAUGUAUGAAAAGUAAACUUAUACAUAAAUGCCUAUAUAACCAAAUUCAAUUGGAAAACUCUGAGCAGCUCAGGUUUGGCAUUUUCACUCAUUUGACAAAUCGUGUUAAUUGUAGUUGAAGAUCAUUAGAUAAUUAUUUUGUAGUCAUAAGAAAGUAAAACUGUUUUAAAUUCAAAAGCAUAAUCAACCAGUUUGUGUAAACAAAACUUAAUUACAACAGAAUUAACACAUAAUCAUCAGCGUGCAAACACUAAUUGAUCAAACUGAAUUAUUAGUGUGGCUAAAUAAUGAUAAUUUGUACAUGGAGGUUCUUCCACAACAUGUGUGCUGAUAAAGGACAGUAACCUACAACAUGUUCAGAAAAUAAAAUAGUGACACCUGA